UUUGACAUAACUCCACCAGAGAAGAAGAAGAAGAGAGAAAAGAAAGAAAAGAAAGUAGAAGAAAAGAAAGUAGAAGAAGAGAAGAAAGAACCAGAGCCAGAGCCAGAGAAGAAGAAAUUUGACAUGUAA
Messenger RNA from Trichomonas vaginalis G3, 129 nucleotides. RefSeq lists its product as uncharacterized. The annotation marks the transcript as partial. NCBI's taxonomy places the organism in Eukaryota, Parabasalia, Trichomonadida, Trichomonadidae. The transcript has a single exon. The record is from RefSeq and is a predicted model, not a curated record.